Aplysia californica (California sea hare) is the source of this 4248-nucleotide messenger RNA. RefSeq names its product BUD13 homolog. Lineage: Eukaryota; Metazoa; Mollusca; Gastropoda; Aplysiida; Aplysiidae. The transcript has 7 exons. Bases 19 to 1881 code for a protein of 620 amino acids. The record is from RefSeq and is a predicted model, not a curated record. Gene Ontology annotation, cellular component: U2-type spliceosomal complex; RES complex. Gene Ontology annotation, molecular function: RNA binding. Gene Ontology annotation, biological process: mRNA splicing, via spliceosome.
AGUAAGCUGUUGAUCAACAUGGCUGCGCUCAGUAAAGCCGAGUAUCUCAAACGUUAUAUGUCGAAAGAUGAAGUCCCAAAAGAAGAUAAGAAAAAGAAAAGGAAGAAAAUAAAGCCAUCCAAAGACAACAAGUUGCGGAUAAUCGACGAUGAUGUUGACCUUGUAAAACUCAAACAAAAGAAGGAGGAGGAAGCCGAAGAGGAAGAAGAUCUGCCGACUGUGGCGGAGAUUAUUGAUGAACGACCCAAACACGUGCAGCAACUAGAGGCGUACAGGAAGAGCUCUCGCUGGAAGAAUUUUGGAUCAGAUAGUGAAGAUAAUGAUGAGGUUGGCGCCCUAAACUAUGGAAUCAUCCAAACUGGCAAUGGAGAUUCCAGGAUAAACAACAAAGCAAGUCUACCGUCGUCAGGCAGACGGCGACGUCACGACAGCAGCGGCUCUGACGCCUCUGUGCCGAGGAGGAAAAGUUCUCCCUCAACAUCAAAAUCAUCAGAGAAAGGUCACAGGAAGUCUGAUAAAUCACCGGUGCACAAACGUGAGAGUCACAGUGGCAGGCACGACUCUGAUUCCGAUACAUCAUUGCCCGCCAGACAAAAGUCUUCCGACAAAAACGUUGCCUCUGCAAAGUCUUUAGGGGGGGACAGACAAAGGAAACGGCACGAUAGCUCACCGGACUCGCCAUCAUUCUCAAGACGAUCCAAAACUUCACCUGUGGCUAAAUCUGCUUCUUUUUCUUCUUCUCGUCGUCGCUCGCCGUCCAAUAGGUCAAUGGGUCCUGGUGGAGAUGACAGGCAUUUACCAAAACGUAGACAGGCACGUCAUGACUCAGAUUCCGAUCAGUCACCUGUGAGGAAAAGCGGAGCCGUCUCAGAAUCUGACCAAUCACCAAUGAGGAAUAAGAAGGGAGGGUCUGAUUCCGACCAGUCACCUCCCAGAAAUAAAAGAAAUGAUUCCGACUCUGACCAGUCGCCACCUAGGAAGAAGAAAGGGGCCUCCGAUUCUGACCAAUCACCGCCUAGGAAGAGAAAGGGUGCCUCAGAUUCUGACCAAUCACCACCAAGGAAGAGAAAAGGUGCCUCUGAUUCUGACCAAUCACCACCGAGGCGCGGGAAAAAAAAUUCAGAUUCCGACUUGUCUCCUCCGAGAAGAAGGGGAGGUAAGGGCAGUUCUGGGGACAUGCGCCCGUCCAGGAAAAAGUCGAGAUUUGACCAGUCUCCAGAGGGAGGGGCUGGGGUCAGGAAAGCGACCAAGACCCUGGGAGGAGCAAAGGCGGGUCUUUCCUCAGCGCAGGAGAUGAGGCAGGAGGCUUUGAGACUGAGAGCUAAGGAGGACAAGGCUUUCAAUAGUAUAGACGAUGAAACUUUGGGAAAAAACGCUCAGACGGUAAUGAGGGACAAAGAGACAGGAAGGAGGAGGAACUUGAAAGAGGAGGAGGCAGCAAGUAAAGAAGAGGAGAGGAAGAAAGAGGAGCUGGCGAAGAAGUACCAGCAAUGGGGCAGGGGGCUUAAGCAGCAGGAAACAAGGGCGGCUACUCUAGCAGACCAGGUGCAGGAAGCGAUGAAGCCGCUGGCCCGUUACCAAGACGACGCGGACCUGGACACCAUGUUGCGUCAGGAGGAGCGCCAGGAAGACCCCAUGCUGGCCUUCAUCCGCACGAAGAAGAAGAAAGAGGAGGAGAAAUCUGGCAAGAAGAAAAAGAAAGAGCUACCCAAGUACAGCGGUAGCGCCCCGCCCCCUCCCAACAGGUACAACCUCCAGCCGGGCUAUCGCUGGGAUGGAGUCGACCGCUCCAACGGUUUCGAGAAGAAAAUCUUUGAACACGCCGCCAACAAGAAGGCGGUGCAGGAGAUAGCGUACAAGUGGAGCACUGAGGAUAUGUGAUGAUAGUGUCGGGGUGAUGACUGCAAGGGACAGGAUGAUGGUUGUCAUAGCUUGUUCACUUUUCUCUAUCUCCGUUAAAAAAUUGUAGCAUGUUUAUUACUUUUCCCAUGCAGAAGUAACUUUCCAUGACUCUUCUGUGUGCCAGCAACCUAACAAAAAUAUUUUUUGGUAAAAAAUCUUGGUUGAGUAAUUAAAACAGCUUCUUUAUUUUGGCCCUACAUUAAACACCACCCUUUGGAUGCAUUCACAAGAUCACUACCGGCACAGUAAAUGGUUUACAGUAACUAGCCUAGAAAUUGCGAUUUUUUAGGACAGCAACAGCACCCUGCCCCCACAUUUCAGUGCAAGAUUGUAGCUUUUCUCCCCAAGACCUGUAAGGGGUCACUGAAUGAGUCUCAAAAAUUACUCAUCUGCCUUUGGACCGUGUUUCGUGGUGGUGCAUUAAAUUGUGGUGUUGAUUAACAUAAAUCAAUUUUUUAAAACGUUUUAGGUGUAUGCUGUAAAUGCUGUAAAUCCCCAAUUGUUUUUUUUUUACCUGCUUUAGGGUAAUAUCAAAGAAAAAAUGUUGGAACCUUAGUUUGCAAUGGCCUUCAUUAAUGGCAGGGUGGCCCACGGAAAACAUUUGUUUCGGCGGAAAUUGUUGGAUCAACGUCGGCAAUAAAGGUGUGAAUGUAUUGAAAUGAUAACAGUUCAUUUGUGCCCGUGGAAAACUGAGAAGUCGGCGGGUUGGCAGUCAUCCUGUGAAAUAUGGAACUGUUCUUGGCUCAUAGGUCCAUGUGUUCUGCCUUCAUUGAUGUUAAUGUGUUGUUUUCUGAUUUGAGAACUGAAUUUUUCAAACUUAAGUAAAAUCUAGAUCAAGAUACAAAGCAUUCUAAAUAUGAUUAAUUUGAAAAAUCGUGCCAUGGGCUACUUAGCUCUUUAAAAUACUUUAUGUAUUAUCUAAAGAGUUAGAUCUUGAUCAAUCUUAAAAUCGUAUAUGUCUUGAUCUUCUUGACUUUGUGAAAAGAAGAAACUUUAUGAACUCAGUCGCAAUGCAGUGUGAGUCGUGAGUGACUUAGUUGGUGAAAGUGACAGCAUCUAGAUUCUAGAUCUGUAACUCUAUGAACAUGGAAAAACCCAGUAAGAUAGUCUUUGAAAUGUAGAAGAUGGACAGCCUUUGGCUUACUGAAAACCAGGCCAGAGUCCUCUCAGUCAUGAGAUGUUUUCAGACUCGAAGAUGGCUGAGAGUUUUCAGUGUAGUUGCUCAAAACUUGGCUACCUUGGAACAUUUGGGAUCGCAGUAGUGAUCAAGUCGGCUAUCCUAAGAUGUGUAUGAAAUAGCCCCUUCUACGUGAUUCUCUUUGAUGAAAGCCUUAACAUUGACAAUGGCAAGAAACAACUUGACCUAAAGUGGUUGACUAUUUUUUGGUGUGGAAGGGUUUUUAGGAGAAAGAUUUCCCUGGCCACCAUCUCUGUUGGUCAUCCAAAGCUUAGAUCCACGUGCAGGGACUUGAGAAGAUUGAACAGCGUGAUUUGUUUUUAUCUUGUUUUAACUGUGGACAGAGGAAAGGGGACAAGGUAUAGUGUGGGAGAUGUUAUAACAAUGUUGGGUGUUGACUGCAAGGGAUGGGGUGAUGACUGUUAGUGUGGGAUUUGUUGUUGUUGAUUUAUUGUUGCUACUACUUACCAAGAGAAUCAGGGGGAGGGGAAAGGGGGAGGGAAGGGGCAGAUGGGCAGUGGUAGUACUCCCACCACCCUUACCUUUUUUUGUAAGUCUAUGGUUUGGUUAAUGGAAUGUAUGUUUGUAUGUGUGUGCACAUGUGUGCAGGUAUGUUUUACAAGUCUGGUUUGCCUAAUGGAAUGUGUGUAUGUAGGCCUAUGUAUGUAUUCACACAUGUUUAUGUAUUUGUUUAUGUUUUUAUUUGUUUUUCACCUUUGGUAGAAGGAAGAAGCUGGUUUUGUGUGUGUAUUGUGUGUGUGUGUGUGUGUGUGUGUGUGUGUGUGUGUGUGUGUGUGUGUGUGUGUGUGAAUGAAUGUUUUGUUACUGUUGUUGUUGUUGCAUGGUGGGGGGAUAAAUGCAGUACAAUAGAGAAGGAUGAUCCGAGUUUGUAUGUGUGUGUGUGCCUCUUUGUUUUGAGUUUGAAUAAAUUUUUAUUUCAUGUAAACAACUAUGCUGCUUUUUGUAAUCCUCACUUUGUGUCCAAUUCGUGGGUUUUUUUAAUGAUGUUGCUCUCACUCUCAGUAAUUAUCUGUCCUACCCUACUUUGGCAGACUGGGUUUUUUUUCUGUGUGGAAGAGGGUGACUUUGAAUGUUUGCCAUAAGAAACUGUAAUAAAAAGCAACGCUGUCAUCUAUCCACCUAUGGAAGAUUUGGCCAUUGUAAAUUGA